This is a messenger RNA of Cylicocyclus nassatus, 348 nucleotides long. Lineage: Eukaryota; Metazoa; Nematoda; Chromadorea; Rhabditida; Strongylidae. The record is from the annotation of a GenBank genome assembly.
AUGCCGAGUAUGCUAUGGAUCGAGUUGACGGACAUUGGGUUGAAGGUCGUGAAAGUAGACAAUCCGGUAAAAAGGGAAGAUUUCCGCAUCUGCAGGACCUGCCCGAAAGUCUGGUUACAUUUGAUAAAUUUCGUUCUUGAUGGUGUUGGCCUCUACGCAGAAGAACUGCUUCUGAGUGCUACCGAAUACGCGCGGCAAAGAAGUAGAUUUUGGCUGGGCCUAGGGAACGAUGAUGAGGCUAGGACGAAGACGUUUGACAAGUUGUCGGAGGCGAGGAUGAAGCUUAAUGGAUUAAUACGAGUGCAAUGCAAUCAUGCACAUUUAUAUGAGUAUAGAGUCUACUAUUAG